AUGGAUUCACUAAUGGCUGCUGACAGUUUUGCUUAUACAACAUUUAUCCCGACACAACAUUUUACAACCAGAGAUCGGGAGUUACUACAACUUGUAAAUAUUGUUUUCUUGAGUGGGCCUAUGGCUUUUUUCGGAAUAAUCGGUAAUGUGAUAAAUUUAAUUGUAUUUUAUCAACAAGGUUUGAAUACAAACACCAAUAUUGGCUUUUUUGCUUUGGCCAUAGCAGACUUGAUUACUCUUAUUUAUCAAGCUGCAUGGGCUGUUUUAGCUUCCCUAGUGUUUGGAGGUAUUCACAUGAAUAUUGAAUACGUAAGUGUACAAUUUGCGAUUUUAGCUUUACCUAAAGAGGGUUUUGCACGAAAUAGCUGUUUGAUUACGGUAUUGAUUACAGCAGAGCGAUGUCUGUGCAUUGUGUUUCCUCAGACUGUCAAAGAGAUGAUCACUCCGAAAGGUGCCAGACUGGUGAUUGUAAGCAUCUACUUAGGUACUUUUUUGUCUGGUUUACCUAUCCUAAUGAAUUAUCGAGCCAAUUGGAAGUUUGAUAAGGAAAUGAAUUCAACUAUUUUAAGCAUAGAUUUCACUGGUAGUAGCCAUCUGUUACAAAAAGUUAUUUAUUUUAUACACGCUGUCUCUUUAAUUGUAUCCGUCGGCGCUGUUUUGGUGUUUACCUUGAUUCUGGUUUUAAAAUUGAAGCAAACGUCAGCCUGGCGGGUUACAGCCCACAUUCAGCAGAAAGACUUCUUGUCCAAGAGAGACAGUUCUGUCAUGUCCAUGGUUGUACUUAUAGCUAGCAUUUUGAUCGUCUGCUUUACGCCAUCAGUUGUAUUGUGCAUUGCAACGUUUGCUGAGCCUGAGUUCAGCG
This is a messenger RNA of Candidula unifasciata, 862 nucleotides long. The record is from the annotation of a GenBank genome assembly. Lineage: Eukaryota; Metazoa; Mollusca; Gastropoda; Stylommatophora; Geomitridae.